Molecule: messenger RNA, 1476 nt
Organism: Aspergillus nomiae NRRL 13137
Lineage: Eukaryota; Fungi; Ascomycota; Eurotiomycetes; Eurotiales; Aspergillaceae
Exons: 4
Coding region: 1-1476 (491 amino acids)
Source: RefSeq, a predicted model, not a curated record
AUGGCAGACAUGAUCCGAUUUUUCAUGGCGAACAUACGCCAGCAUUUGACAGUAAACGACCUCGCCAUGCUGGCCCGAGUGUCGCAUGAAUUGCACAAUCUGGCAACGCCGUACCUGUACCAUACAGUGCGCUUCCAUAGCCCAGGGCGCAUCAAGCCGGAUGAUCAGCUCUUGUUACAACUGGAUAUCCUUGGAGAUCUCAGAUUUGACAAGCUCGUGUAUACAAGGCGCGUGGUCGUGUCAGGAUCCUGGUACGAGACUUAUGCUGCGAUUGACUCUGAACUUGCCGAGCACAAAAUUCUCUCUCCGGCAGCUCGCAUGUUCAGCAACAUCAUCUGCAAUUGCAUUCUCAGGAUGCCGAAUUUAGAGGAGUUCAUGUACUAUCCAUCUUUUACCUAUCCUAUUGGCUGGGACAUGCAAAUUUCACUGACACAGAUCUUGCUGACAACCGUACUGUUGCAAGAGAGGCUGCAGUGCUUGCGAAUCCGUAUGGGUACGGACGGCACCCCGAAGCCGUUCUUUCGCCCACCGUUGGACCUCCACACAACAGUCAAGCUAAGGGUGAUGCACCUCACCCAAGUCGAUAACGUCUUAGUUUUACAAUCACUAGGUAUAGCUCUGAAGGAUGCUACGCAACUAGAGCGUCUUUCUAUAUGGGCCGAUGACCGGUCCCAGCUAAGCGUUAGCAGUCUCGUAGAGGACUGGGAUACCCCUGCUCCGUUUCGGUUGCGCUCUUUAGACAUCCGUGGGUUUUCCAGUAUAGGAAUCUCGGCAAAAAGCAUGUGGGCAGCAAUUCCACCGACCAAGUUGAGAGAACUAACGCUAGAGCUUGGACCGAGACACCUGGCACAAGAUUCAACAGAGUUCUGGGACGCAUCUGUUGAAGCCGGACUGCGUCCGCUUAGGCUGAGGGUGAACCUAGGUUCCAAGGGCAUCCAAGAGUUCAUUUCUUCUUUCAGUGGUUUGGAGGCAUUUCAUCUGGUCCCAUCUGACACCAUACAACCUAUGGAGCCAAUUCGCGAUCUCGUGGAUGGUUUAAGAAGGUACCAUACUCCAACUCUGAGGGUUCUGGGCCUGCCUUCGUUGCUGGAUGGGUCGAGCUAUAUGCUAGACGUGUCAGAUAUCAGAUACGUGGUAGAGGCACUGCCCGGUAUCCAAGAACUCUGCUUGAGUCAAGCGACCCUGAAUCGAGAAUUGAUGGAGACCGCACUGCUAUUGACCCAUUUACGUGUACUCCAGAUCGACCUAGUCCACGACGAUCCAGCUAUGGAGUAUAUCUUUCUGGACCUCAUCCUCUCUCUUUUGCGCAAGGGCUAUGCUCUGGAUCUUACCUAUGUGGCCUUUGACGAUACCACUGUUCGUGAGAUACGCCGAAAACCGAUACGGCUGUUAGACAACGUCUCUCGCGUUGGAUAUGUCGGAGGCACAGUACUUUUGAAUGAAGAAGUGUACGACUGGGUCAGAACAGCCUUAUAA